CCCAUGGCUCACGUGGGAUCUUUGGUGGGUCCCGAAGCUGCACGGGAGAAUCUUCUUCGGGCCAACCCGCAGUGGAGGGUUCCUGGAGCUGAGGAGAGGAACCCAGCUAUGAUGGCCCAAUAUUAUCUGAAUGAGGCUGUUUUCUGGUCCUCGUUCGCUUCCGAGUGUAGCUCGGUUGAGGAGAGGCAACUGAGGAGGUAUCAGGAGGCUUAUGCUCGUGAUAUCCCUGUCUUGGACCAGAAGGCUGGGCAGCUCAUGGCCGAGAUGGUGGAGAUCAAGCAACUGUACCUUCAGUACAGUCGUGAGGCUAGGGAAGCGGCGGAACAGAUCGGGGCCGAAGUUGGGAAAAAUCAGAAUUCCUUCUUUUUGUAA
This is a messenger RNA of Spinacia oleracea (spinach), 372 nucleotides long. RefSeq lists its product as uncharacterized. The record is from RefSeq and is a predicted model, not a curated record. Lineage: Eukaryota; Viridiplantae; Streptophyta; Magnoliopsida; Caryophyllales; Amaranthaceae. Bases 4 to 372 code for a protein of 122 amino acids. The transcript is spliced from 3 exons.